AUGACUGAAAGUUCAAUAGAUGACCAAAGAUUGAAUCUUACAAGGGAGCUACAAAGCCAUUCAUGUGAAGGUCAAAAGAAAAUAACACAAAAGGGCAAUGCUAUAGUCUCUACAAGUUACAGUUCUUUCCAGCACUCAUUAAAUGCAGGCCAUAAAAGUGUGAGCAAUGGAAGCACUGUGAGGAGAAGUAUAAGGUCCAUUUUUAGAAGGCCAGCAGAGUUACCUAGAGUUCAUAUGGGGCCCCUUACUUAUUCGCAUUGCAUAAAUGAGCUUGUUGAUAAAAAACUAAGAAACGACUAUGAUCUCAGCACGUUAUGUCGCGCAUUACAAAGAGGGCUCCGAAUGAUUAGGAUAACACGAAGAAGAAGAAAGUUUUAUGAAUUUAAAUUAAUCAACAACAACGGACAAAUAAUAUGGAAAGAGGGCUCGAAGUACCUUGAGUUAGACUCCGUUAAAGACAUUAGAAUCGGUGAUAUGGCAAGUACUUAUCAAGAGGAGGUUGAUCCAAAAAGAUUAAGGUCAGACAGUAAACUCUGGAUCACUAUCAUUUACAAAGUUUCAAAUAAACUGAAGGCAUUACACGUUGUGGCUUUGAAUGAACUGGACUUCAACAGAUUUUUGAGCUGCAUUUGCGGCUUAGUAAAGUUAAGGAGGGAAUUAAUGGAAAGCAUACUUUUGCCGGAUAAUUCCCAAUUUGCCAGGAUACAUUGGCAGAUAACUGUCUCUGAGAAGGAAGAAGAUGAAAAAAAGGAUACGUUGAGCUUCACGGAUGUGAAGAAACUGUGUGACAAAUUUCAUACUUAUGUGUCGACAGGCCAAUUGUUGCAAUUUUUUCAGUUGGCAGAUAUCAACCAUAAUGGGUUAUUGAAUUAUUUUGAGUUUGAAAAGUUUGUUAGGAUUUUAAAGAAUAGGAAAGAGGUAAAUAUAAUUUGGUCUAAAAUUACAAAACCUCCGCAUUCACAUUUAUCAUUUGAAAGUUUCUUUCAAUUUUUAAUUGCGGAGCAACAUGAGCAGGUCGAUCGUGAAACUACAUGGUCCCUGUUCGUUAAAUAUAGAGAACCAAGUCAGCAUGAAAUGGGGAAAGAUGGUUUUACUAAGUUCUUGAAAGAGCAGCCAUAUUUGGUCGACGUCAAAGAGGAGUUAUAUUCGAAGCCCUUGAAUCAUUACUUUAUUGCAUCUUCACAUAAUACGUAUCUAUUGGGGAAACAAAUUGCAGAAACACCAUCAGUGGAGGGUUAUAUUCAAGUCCUGCAACAAGGUUGUAGAUGUGUAGAAAUUGAUAUUUGGGAUGGUGAAAACGGACCCGUGGUAUGCCAUGGAUUUUUAACGUCGGCUAUUCCUUUAAGAACUGUAAUACGUGUGAUAAAGAAGUACGCUUUCAUAACGUCUCCGUACCCUUUAAUUAUUUCAUUAGAAAUAAAUUGCAAUAAGGACAAUCAGAAAUCGGCGAGUUUAAUAAUGAGAGAGGUUUUAGCAGAGCAGCUUUACUUUGUUGGGACAACUGAUAGAUUACCAUCACCCACAGAAUUAAGACAUAAAAUACUAUUGAAAUCUAAGAAAACGAAUGAACUAAUUGGAAGUGUUAACAUCAGCGAACCAUUUCCAUCUUCUUUCAGUUCUUCUUACGAAUCGUCAAAUGAACAGGACUUCAAAAUGAAGGAUGAUCCUGUGAACAGCAGUAGCACAUCAAACUCUUCUAGUAUGCAGCGCAUCAAAAGAAUUGGACUAAAAAAGCAUGUCGAUAUAAUUAAUGAUGUUUCCAGCAUUUCUGGGAUACAUGGCAUCAAAUUCAGAAAUUUCUCCCUACCGGAAUCUAAAACGACAGCACAUUGUUUUUCACUCAAUGAACGUAAAGUGGAAUACAUGAUCAAGGAUAAAUAUUUAAAACUGUCUUUGGAUAAACAUAAUAGGAGGUAUUUGAUGAGGGUUUACCCCCAUGUUUUAAGGUAUAAGUCAUCGAACUUCAACCCUAUCCCUUUUUGGAAAGUAGGAGUGCAAAUGGUAGCCACAAAUUGGCAAACGAAUGAUAUUGGACAACAACUCAAUCUGGCCAUGUUUCAAAUAUUGGAUCAUCAAGCUGAUGGGAGUUUCAAAUCGGGAUAUGUUCUCAAGCCAAAAAAGUUGUUACCUAUAGUGACAAAGGCCAAAAUGAUCCCAUUGCUUUAUGACCAUUUUGAAAAAGAUAAUGAUCCAGUGACUGUAAAAAUUAGAAUUUUAUCGACACAGUUAUUGCCGAGAUUAAAUGAUACAUCACCAAGCAGAAACAACACCAAUUCCUUUGUUAGGGUAGAGUUUCACACAGACCACGAUCCGGUAACACCCGUCUCGAUUGACAAAGGUACAAGGAUUUCCGGCACGGAAGCGUCUACUAAAAGUUCUCAAGGAAAUGGAUUCAACCCAAUAUGGGAUGCAGAAGUUUCGAUCACACUGAAUGAUACGGAUCUGACAUUUAUAAAAUUCAUGGUUGUCUCCGAAGAGGCCCCGAUUGCAUCUGUUUGUCUUAAGUUGAGCCAUUUGAGGAUGGGUUACCGCCACAUUCCGCUGUUUAAUAUGGAGGGAGAACAAUACAUCUUCUGCACUUUAUUUAUUCAUACACUAAUUUUAUAA
Molecule: messenger RNA, 2607 nt
Organism: Saccharomyces mikatae IFO 1815
Lineage: Eukaryota; Fungi; Ascomycota; Saccharomycetes; Saccharomycetales; Saccharomycetaceae
Gene: PLC1
Product: phosphatidylinositol phospholipase C
Exons: 1
Coding region: 1-2607 (868 amino acids)
Biological process (GO): phosphatidylinositol-mediated signaling; lipid metabolic process
Molecular function (GO): phosphatidylinositol-4,5-bisphosphate phospholipase C activity; calcium ion binding
Source: RefSeq, a predicted model, not a curated record